AUGAAGUUGAUCAAUAUCCAAACCCUGAGCUUGAUGUUGCUCGCCAUGGCCAUAGCAGCCACGGCUCGAAACCCCGUGCGCGACACUUCCGGCAAGCCUCUCCGCCGGGGCGUCGAGUACUACAUAAAACCCGCGAAAACCGACCACGGUGGCCGCUUUACUUUGAUAGACCGAAACGGCUCGUGCCCCUUCUACGUCGGUCAAGAAAACACCUCCGCCGGAAGGGGCCUCCCGGUGACGUUCGCGCCGUUCUUCGAGGAAGAGAAGAUUGUGAGGGAGACGAGGGACUUCAAGGUCUCAUUUGCGGCGGCCACGACGUGUGUGCAGUCUACGACAUGGAAGCUUGAUGGUGGACUGAUCGGGACCGGAGAUGAGGGAGGUUAUAGUAACUACUUUUACAUUAGUCCCGGGGAAGUUGAGAACACCUAUGUUAUAGGGUGGUGCCCAGAUGAGGCAUGCCCUGGUUGUAGGUGGCUUAGAUGUGGGCAAGUUGGGGCUAUAAUUGAGGACGGGAAGAGAUUGUUGGUCUGGGCUGCUCGCUCUGUCCUUCCUGUUGUCUUUGAGAGAGCUCGUUACUAA
Morus notabilis is the source of this 579-nucleotide messenger RNA. Its product is annotated as endogenous alpha-amylase/subtilisin inhibitor. Bases 1 to 579 code for a protein of 192 amino acids. The record is from RefSeq and is a predicted model, not a curated record. The transcript has a single exon. Gene Ontology annotation, molecular function: endopeptidase inhibitor activity. NCBI's taxonomy places the organism in Eukaryota, Viridiplantae, Streptophyta, Magnoliopsida, Rosales, Moraceae.